Messenger RNA from Mugil cephalus (flathead mullet), 1958 nucleotides. RefSeq names its product E3 ubiquitin-protein ligase TRIM35-like. Gene Ontology annotation, molecular function: protein binding; zinc ion binding. The record is from RefSeq and is a predicted model, not a curated record. Lineage: Eukaryota; Metazoa; Chordata; Actinopteri; Mugiliformes; Mugilidae. The transcript has 7 exons. Bases 130 to 1563 code for a protein of 477 amino acids.
GUGACUCAACAAAACAGGAAGCAGGAAGAGCUCCCAGUCAGUCAGGCACGUCUUUUGGUUCCAAGAAUAGCCUGGAAGGCCUCUGUGACUGAUCGAAACCUUUCCCCUACUUUCGCUUCGUGCGGCAGGAUGGCUCGCAGGCUGUCUCUCCCGGAGGCUGACCUCACCUGUUCCAUAUGCUACGACAUCUUCAGGGACCCGGUGGUCCUCAAGUGCAGCCACAGCUUCUGCGGGCCCUGCCUGCAGCAGUACUGGACCCCGCACGGGCGAAGCCGCGACUGCCCCCUGUGCAGGACCCAGAACGUGGACGACCCCGUGCCCAGCCUCGUCCUGAAGAACCUGUGCGAGUCGUACGUGCUCGAGAGCGAGGCCGGGGAGGACGCGGCGGGAGACGAGCAGGACUCGGACCCCGGGGAGAUGUGCCGCCACCACGGGGAGAGGCUCAAGCUCUUUUGCCUGACGGACAAGAAGCCCAUCUGCGUGGUCUGCCACACGUCCAGGAAACACAAGCAGCACGAAUGUUGCCCCAUCAGCGAGGCGGUCGUUGACGUGAAGGAGAAAAUGAAGUCGGCGCUCAGCUCGCUGCAGGAGAAGAAGGAGGCCUUUGACAAAAUGAAGAAGAACUACGAAGACACCGUGGCGCACAUUCAGGCCCAGGCAAGGUUUGUGCAAAGACGCACCCACGAGGAGUUUGAGAGGUUUCGCACCUUCCUCAACGAGCAGGAGGAGUCCCGGAUGGAGGCGCUGAGGAGGGAGGAGGAGCAGAAGACGGAGGAGAUGAGGAAGAUGAUCGAAGAAGUGGAGCGAAACAUACUGUCCGUGUCCGAGUCCAUGAGCCUGCUGGAGGAGGAGAUGGCUCUGGAGGGCGUCUCCGUGCUUUACAAAUGUAAAACGACACUGGCAAGAGCUCAAUGUCCAGUUGCGGGAUCUAAUAUGGCUCCAGGAGGGCUCAUAGACGUGGCCAAAUAUGUGGGGUCUUUAAUGUUCAAUGUUUGGGAGAAGAUGCGAGAUAUCACCAGAUACACCCCGGUCACCCUGGACCCCAACACCGCCGCCCCCUGGCUCGUCUUGUCGGACGACCUGACCAGCGUGUGCGACAGCGACGAGAAGAGGAAGCUGCCCGACAACCCCGAGCGGUUCGACCCCGACACCGCCGUGCUGGGCUGGGAGGGCAUCUCCUCGGGCAAGCUGGCCUGGGACGUGCACGUCGGGGACAACACGGCGUGGGUCGUCGGCGUGGCGAAAGAGUCCGUCAAGAGGAAGGAGAAGGUGUCUUCGGUCCUGAACAACGGCUACCUGUGCGUGUACUUUUACCACAAGAUGUACUUCGCGGGCACGUCCCCUCUGACGCGCCUGAGCCUGAAAAAGAACCCGCAGACGAUCAGGGUGCAGCUGGACUGCGACAAGGGCAGGGUGUCUUUCCACGACCCGCAUAACAACGCCCUCAUCUACACUUUCAAACACGCCCUCACCGAGAAAGUCUUCCCUUACUUCUGGGUGGGCUGUCAGCAGUGCCCUUUGACCAUUAAACCUGUGCAGGUUUGCCUGAGAACUGCUGAGUAGUAGAAAGAAAGAAGAACUUUGAGAUGAUCUUUUUCUCCCAGCAUAAAACUUUUUUUUUUUUCUGAAAGCAAAUUGCAUAAUUUCUGCACUUAAUUUCCGAAUUGUUCAUUUAAAUCGUAGUUACAUGUUUAAACUUAAAUCUGGGUGCACUGUUCCUUGACCUUCUUACAUUUCUUGAGUUUGUUCUCUUGAGCUGGCAUGCACUUUAUGGACUUUGUACUUUAGUUCACUGUUCCCUGCAUUUGAAACUUAAUCAAAUUUCUAAAAUGAAGCAUAACUAAUGUAAAAAAUACUAUAUAUAUAUGUAUAUUUAUAUAUAUAUGUGUGUGUGUGGGUUUCAUAUGCAAAUGCUAAUGCUCGUUUGAGCUGGUUUCCAAAUAAACUCUUUGCAAGCA